UGAUACAAAGUACGCAUGCCGCUGCCAUAUCCCCCCGCCCCCCUACACCCUGCCCACCCCUCCAGCAUGAUUUUACCUUCACCCUUUGUACCUUGGAAGUUUUCUGUUUUCCUAGCCGUCACAGACAUGCUGUCUCUGUCAUUACGGCAAACAUUACAGCCCCUCUUCCUCAGGGUUGCAGGAAGUUUGGGCAGAAAGGGCCCGAUCGCUACGGAGUCAUGCGGACGAGGCCUCAGCAGCGCGAGCGGGUGGACGGGGCAGGAGAGCCUGGCCCAGGACGACCCAGAGAUGUGGAGUCUCCUGCAGCAGGAGAAGGACAGGCAGUGCCGGGGACUGGAGCUCAUUGCAUCAGAGAACUUCUGCAGCCGUGCAGCACUGGAGGCGCAGGGAUCUUGUCUGAACAACAAGUAUUCUGAGGGAUAUCCAGGACAAAGGUACUAUGGAGGCGCAGAGAUUGUCGACCAGAUUGAGCUGUUGUGUCAGAAGAGAGCGCUCACAGCCUUCGGUCUGGACCCAGACCUGUGGGGUGUCAACGUCCAGCCGUACUCCGGCUCGCCCGCUAACUUCGCAGCCUACACGUCUGUACUGAAGCCUCAUGACCGCAUCAUGGGUCUGGACCUGCCUGAUGGGGGGCACCUUACCCACGGCUACAUGACUGACACCAAGAGAAUCUCAGCCACCUCCAUAUACUUUGAAUCGAUGCCUUACAAACUGAACCCUCAAACAGGUCUGAUUGAUUAUGAGCAGCUGGAGAAGACCGCCCGGCUCUACAGACCCAGACUCAUCAUAGCGGGAACCAGCGCUUACGCUCGCAUCAUCGACUACUCUCGCAUGAAGAAGCUGUGCGUGGAGCUGAACGCCUACUUGCUGGCAGACAUGGCUCAUAUCAGCGGCCUGGUGGCAGCAGGAGCUGUUCCCUCUCCUUUCCAGCACGCUGACCUGGUGACCACUACAACCCACAAGUCUCUUCGUGGAUCAAGGGCUGGACUGAUCUUCUACCGGAAAGGUGUUCGGUCUGUGGAUAAGAAAGGCCGGGAGGUUCUCUACGACCUCCAGGACAGGGUGAACUUUGCUGUGUUCCCAUCACUCCAAGGAGGACCUCACAACCACGCCAUCGCUGGGGUGGCCGUCGCCCUAAAACAGGCUUCCACUCCCAUGUUCAAACAGUACAUCGCUCAAGUGAUGUUGAAUUGCAAAGCCAUGGCUAACGCUCUGCUAAAGAAAGGCUACACACUGGUAUCAGGUGGAACGGACAAUCACUUGGUCUUGGUUGACCUUCGACCUCGUGGCAUGGACGGCGCUCGAGCUGAGAGGGUCCUGGAGCUGGUGUCCAUCACCGCCAACAAGAACACCUGUCCUGGAGACAAAAGCGCCCUCACUCCGGGAGGACUCCGGCUCGGAACCCCAGCUCUAACGUCUCGAGAGCUUAAGGAAGCAGACUUUGAGAAGGUUGUGGAUUUUAUCGAUGAAGGAAUUCAGAUAGCACUGGAUGUGAAGAAGAAGACCGGAAAUCUGGCUAGCUUCAAGUCCUUCCUGCUGCAGGAUCCAGACACAAUGUCGCGAAUCUCUGAGCUCCGCCAGCGGGUGGAGCUAUUCGCCAGGCCCUUCCCUAUGCCAGGAUUCUCCGACCACUAAAAACAAGCAUCACGUUAUAGGCGCAUCAUUUAAUGAACUGUAAACGUCGUAGUUUCUCUUUGAAUGCUGCCAUGGUAAUGAGCCUUAUUUCAUUAUGCUGCCAGUUACAGUUUUUUCUUUACACUUCCAUAGAAACUGAUAAAUAAUAAUAAUAAACAUAAUUAAAAUAAAUAAAAUAAUUGGGCUGUCACACACAUUAACAGUAAUGUUAAAUGUAAAAGCUUUGUAUUUCACCAUUUUUUAUCAUGGUAACAGUUUACUUUAGGUUUUAAAUGCAGUAGUAAUAAGCAGUACAUAUAUAUGCAUUUAUUACAAACUAUAAUUGUAUCAAUAAAGAAUUACAACUCCU
Molecule: messenger RNA, 1984 nt
Organism: Mugil cephalus (flathead mullet)
Lineage: Eukaryota; Metazoa; Chordata; Actinopteri; Mugiliformes; Mugilidae
Product: serine hydroxymethyltransferase, mitochondrial-like
Exons: 12
Coding region: 16-1635 (539 amino acids)
Biological process (GO): L-serine catabolic process; protein homotetramerization; purine nucleobase biosynthetic process
Cellular component (GO): BRISC complex; mitochondrial matrix; cytoplasm
Molecular function (GO): zinc ion binding; protein homodimerization activity; mRNA regulatory element binding translation repressor activity
Source: RefSeq, a predicted model, not a curated record